Drosophila innubila is the source of this 1114-nucleotide messenger RNA. Its product is annotated as aldo-keto reductase family 1 member B1. Gene Ontology annotation, molecular function: aldose reductase (NADPH) activity. NCBI's taxonomy places the organism in Eukaryota, Metazoa, Arthropoda, Insecta, Diptera, Drosophilidae. The record is from RefSeq and is a predicted model, not a curated record. Gene Ontology annotation, cellular component: cytosol. Bases 70 to 1113 code for a protein of 347 amino acids. The transcript is spliced from 5 exons.
UUACAUUUUUGUAUUUGUUAGUUCGUUGGUUUUGCCGGUUGUGAAAUAAAUACAUAUUAAUUCGUCGUCAUGAAGCUUGCACCGACUGUGAAGUUGAACAAUGGACUCGAAAUGCCUGUCUUGGGAUUGGGUACAUAUGCUUCUCAGAACAAAGAAGGUGAAAUUGCUGUGAAACAUGCUAUUGAUAUUGGAUACCGACAUAUAGACACCGCCUAUUUCUACCAGAAUGAGGUGGAGGUGGGUCAGGCGAUUCGCGACAAGAUUGCUGAGGGCGUGGUCAAGCGUGAGGACAUUUUCCUAGUCACUAAGCUGUGGAACAUACACCAUGAUCCCGAUCGCGUUGAGGGAGCUUGCCGCAAACAACUCUCCAACUUUGGUCUGGACUAUAUAGAUUUGUACCUGAUGCACAUGCCGGUGGGCUAUAAGUAUGUCAAUGAGGAAACAUUGCUCCCCAAGGAUGAAAAUGGAACACUUCUAUUGAGUGAUGUCGACUACUUGGACACUUACAAGGCAAUGGAGAAGUUGGUUAAAAGUGGCCUGGUUCGCAGUCUGGGUGUGUCCAACUUUAACAGUGAACAAUUGUUGAGAGUCCUUGAAAACUGUGAGAUUAAGCCGGUUACCAAUCAGGUCGAGUGCUCACCAACAAUCAACCAGAAGCCAUUAAUUGAAUUUUGCAAGAAACACGGAGUCACCUUAACAGCCUAUACUCCCCUGGGACGUCCAAGACCCGAAGAAAUGAAACCCGACUUUAUGUACUCACCCAAAGUGAAGGAAAUUGCGCAAAAAUACAACAAGACAACGACUCAAGUUGCAUUGCGCUUCUUGGUGGACUCUGGUGCUCUGCCCAUUCCGAAGUCGUCUACACCAAAGCGUAUUUCCGAAAACUUUGAUAUAUUUGACUUUGAGUUGACCGAUGAGGAGAAGUGUGUGCUCGACAGCUAUAACACCGGCGAGCGUAUGGUUCCCUUAAACCUUAUCAAGGGACAGAAUCACAAGUAUACCCGUUUGCCAUUGAUUUUUAAAUCUGGAAUUUUAAAAGCACUUUUUGUUAAAACCUUGUUGCUCAAUAAAAUAAAGCGCUGUUAUACAGGGGAUAUUGUAAUCUCAUUUUAAA